Messenger RNA from Cryptococcus wingfieldii CBS 7118, 1596 nucleotides. RefSeq lists its product as hypothetical. Gene Ontology annotation, molecular function: transmembrane transporter activity. The transcript is spliced from 11 exons. The coding region runs from base 1 to 1596 and encodes 531 amino acids. NCBI's taxonomy places the organism in Eukaryota, Fungi, Basidiomycota, Tremellomycetes, Tremellales, Cryptococcaceae. Gene Ontology annotation, biological process: transmembrane transport. The record is from RefSeq and is a predicted model, not a curated record.
AUGUCCCCAAGGACGAUAUCCAAGGAACCCGAACGCACACCAACACAAGUGGAUCCAGAAGCGCAAUCGCCGGAGCGAGAAGGAUAUUAUGAUGGCCCAGAGGGUCUGGAGAGGAUGAUAUCCGUGGCUUCAGCCGGAGCUGCAGGGGCCGUGCAGAUGCCCGACGAAGAACGGCCUGAAAGCGGCUUCCCCGGCCUGCGGCCUGCCCAAACAAAUUUGACCACAACGUCCAACAAGCCGUAUAGCGCCUUCUCCAACGGGCAGAAGUGGUUUAUCGUUAUCUUUAGUGCCUUGGGCGCCAUCUUUUCGCCAAUAUCGACCAUCAUCUAUGCUCCUGCUAUCCCUACUCUAGUGGAAGCAUUCCAUACGACCACCGAGAAGAUCAAUUUAACGGUCACAGUAUACCUCAUCUUUCAGGCGCUGACUCCUUCAAUAUGGGGGUCAGCUGGAGAUUCAUAUGGCCGACGCCCGAUCUUCAUCAUAUGUCUUCUCGUCUACCUCCUGGGAUGUGUCGGAAGCGCGCUGUGUCCCACCAAUGCCUACUGGCUGCUCAUGCUUAUGCGCAUCGUUCAAUCGUCGGGCGGAUCUCCUGUCAUCGCUAUCGGAGCUGGAAUCAUCGCAGACAUUGCUCCACCUCAAGAGAGAGGGAGAUAUCUGGGAAUCUACAAUCUGACGUCUACAAUGGGCCCCACUUUGGGCCCUUUGAUAGGUGGUUUAUUGUCUUACGGCCUAGGAUGGCGGUCAAUCUUUUGGUUCUUGGUCAUAUUCUGCGGUGCAGUGACGGUGCCGAUGAUCUUCUUCUUCCCAGAGACCCUUCGAUCACUUGUCGGAGACGGCUCAAUACCACCUCCCUUGGCCAAUUGCACCGUUCCUAUAUAUCUGCACAGAAGGAAGGAGAAGAAGAUGUUGGAGGAGCGAGGAGAGCAGUUGCCAGUCUCCACCACCCAUAGGGCAAAGUUCCAGCCUUGGUCAUCCUUCACACUCUUGUUGGAGCCUGAGAUUGCCCUCAUGUUCUUGUCAUCAUCCUUGUACUACGCCCUGUGGUAUGCUCUUCUAACCAUCUUCUCGUCGCUGCUGAAGACAGAGUAUGGCAAGAACGAUGUCAUCAUCGGUCUUUGCUACAUCCCGAACGGAGCCGGAUCGGCGAUAUCCGGCUACUUGUCAGGCCGCAUCAUGGAUAUCAUCAUACUGGUGGCUUCUAUCCUGGGCGUGGCGUGGAGUAUGGAAGUGCAUGCUCCUAUGGCUGUGCCGGUCGUACUCAACUUUUUUGUCGGGGUUGGGACAGGCUUCCUUACCACCACCACUAUCUACGGGAUAGAUAGUGUACCAGGAAAGGGUGGAGCUGUCACAGCAUCAUUCAACCUCGUUCGAUGUGCCUUUGGUGCCGUGACGGUAUCCACUGUCCAACUGAUCUGCGACCGCAUAGGUGUUGGAUGGUGCUUCGUCCUCCUUUCAGCUAUAUGUGUAGCUUCGUCUCCGCUUUUGCUUCUGAUCGUCAAGUAUGGUCCGAUAUGGAGGGCUCGAAGGAAGGCAAAGGACAAAGCCAAAGAGGCGGAGAAGAAGGCCCAGGGGGCAUCCUAUUCCCCUCGAGGAUAA